GGCGCCGGCGCGGGCGCACCGCGGAAAAAAGUAAAAACAUUGUACCUAUCGUUAGUCAAUAAUAACAGCGCGCGCGCAACCGGCGCGACCGAAGCGUUUUUUCGUCGCAUUUCUAAUUUGGUUCCCGUCAAGUUCAGACGUCAUCUGCACCGAUCAUAACUUCUACAUAAUAUGAUGAUUAACACUUUAACAUAUUGCAUAAAUUAUGGUUCACCCUAGUUUACAUCAAUUGAUAAUUAAUCAAUUUUAAUAAUCAUUAAUUUUAAUGUAUUGCUCAAAAGUCAAGUAUGAACUGAUAUUGCGUAUUUUUUAAUAAAAGAUGGCGCUGUCGUCGCGCUGUGUCGCCGCGAAGUGUGUAGUGAUUUUUUUGUUGUUUGCUGCUUUGGAAGCUUAUAGUCCUAGAGAAUGCGGAGUGCCCUUGAGGAGACACACGCGGCAACCUCGCGAAAGGUCAGCAGGUCAACUCCGCAUCAUCAAAGGGAGGGAGUCCAAGCGAGGAGCAUGGCCCUGGCAGGUAUCACUGCAGCUUCUCCAUCCGAACUACGGCCUCAUUGGACACUGGUGUGGCGGUGUGCUGGUUCACCCUCUAUGGCUCCUGACCACAGCGCACUGCAUACAUAAUGAACUGUUCAACCUGCCAGUACCCGCGUUGUGGACGGCAGUGCUCGGAGAGUGGGACAGGGCUGAACAGAAGGGAGCCUACGUGCCUAUCGAGAGGAUCGUCUUGCACCACCGGUUUCACAAUUACCAGCAUGAUAUUGCGCUAAUGAAAAUGACCAAGCCGGCGGACGUCAGUCCCGGAAGUAGAAUUCGUACCAUAUGCCUUCCUCCGUUCGAUCCGCCAAUUGUCAACUAUAACACAGAAAAGAGCACAUCCUUCUAUCUACGACCGCAAUCAAACAUGGAACCACCCAGAAGGAAACCAGCGAAACCAUCAAAACCACACCCGGACACGGCGACGAAAUAUUUAGAGAAACUCAAUAAUUUAACUAAGAACAUAUUUUCUGGAUUCACAAAUAAGAAACAUAAGAACUUCCGAUACAACAUCAGAAUAGCAAACGAUUCAAACAGACAAACUGAUAGAAAGAAUGAAGAAGACGUAUACAGAACUAAUGAUAAUCAACACAGUGGUACAGUUUACGAUAGUGCAACAUUAGACAGUGUUAUAAAACUUAUAAGAACUAAACUAGACAAAGGGAAACAUAUUGUUAAUGUUAAUGAUAGAAGUGAUAAAAAACUUAUGUUUGGUGAAGAAAUAGAUCCUUUUAUUGGUGAUUAUAAUAGUAUAGACUUUCGAGACGAGUGCUACGCGACCGGUUGGGGUAGAGAACAAACUAAUGGGACGCUUACUGACGUACUGUUGGAAGCUGAAGUGCCAAUACUACCGUUAAAAAUAUGCAGAGACAGAUAUUCAUUGUCUCUGCCGUUGAAUGAAGGGCAUUUAUGUGCUGGCAGUACUGACGGUAGCACUGGUGCUUGCGUGGGUGACAGUGGUGGCCCUCUCCAGUGCAGAACGGGGGGACGUUGGGAGCUCCGUGGUCUGACCUCGUUUGGGUCAGGCUGCGCACGCCGGGGAGUUCCAGACGUUUACACUAACGUUAAACAUUAUGUGUCAUGGAUAUACACACAUGUAUACGCUACCUAGUCCAUUUUACAGGCAAUUUAAACGGUAUAUUGAAUACGGCCAGUUGACUGUAACUACAUAUAAAUUAUCUAUCCUCCAAUACAAAGAACAUUACGAGCUUACCGAGAAUUUAUAUGAAAUUGGCGUAAGCUAUGGAAAUUAGCUUAAACAGCUACAAUAACUUUCCCAUGUCAUGUGUGACAGCAGUUUCAAUAGGUUAUGUUAAUAAUAAUGUGACACAAUUUAUCGAAAUUAUUAAAAAUUAUAAUUGAAUAAUUAUAAUAAUAAUAAUUAUGUUACCAUAGGUAACAUAAUUAAAAGUCGAAAUUAGAUUCAUUAGAUAAACUAAAUCCUAUGUGGCAUAAACCGAAAAAUUAUGGUGGUUUUUCAAAUAAACUUUGAUAGAGUAAGUAAAUCAUAUUGUGACAUUUAUUUUGAUAUUGUAAAUCAGUUUCGAUGUUAUAAGUAAGCAUGUGUGACAUAAAGCAAAGCUGUUCAAUUCUGUUUUGAUAGCUUAUUUAUUUAAAUAAUUGAU
Molecule: messenger RNA, 2159 nt
Organism: Galleria mellonella (greater wax moth)
Lineage: Eukaryota; Metazoa; Arthropoda; Insecta; Lepidoptera; Pyralidae
Product: plasminogen
Exons: 6
Coding region: 320-1645 (441 amino acids)
Biological process (GO): proteolysis
Molecular function (GO): serine-type endopeptidase activity
Source: RefSeq, a predicted model, not a curated record